UUUUUUUGCCCCGAGAAUGUCAUGGUGCCUCCUCCUGCACGCGGAUUGUUCUCUUCUUCUUGAGCUGCUCUCGGUUCCUGGAGGAUCUGAUUUAGAGAUUUUAUUUUUGCCCUCAAAGUAUUAGCGAAAGAGAGAAGAAAUCGCGAUGGCCAGUGUGUCCUAUCAUAUCUCCAACUUGCUGGAGAAAAUGACAUCUACUGACAAAGAUUUCAGGUUCAUGGCCACCAAUGACCUGAUGAUGGAGCUGCAGAAGGACUCCAUCAAGCUGGAUGAGGACAGUGAGAAGAAGGUUGUGGCCAUGCUGCUGAAGCUGCUGGAGGACAAGAACGGAGAGGUGCAGAACCUGGCAGUCAAGUGUUUGGGCCCACUGGUAAACAAGGUAAAGGAGUACCAGGUGGAGACCAUGGUGGACACCUUGUGCUCCAACAUGAUGUCGGAGAAGGAGCCUCUGAGGGACAUCUCCAGCAUGGGCUUGAAGACGAUUAUUGCAGAGCUGCCCCCAUCAUCCACAGGUUUGAGCCUUACCGUAAACGUCUGCAAAAAGAUCACGUCGCAGCUGAUCGGAGCCAUAGGGAAGCAGGAGGAUGUGUCCGUGCAGCUUGAGGCCUUAGACAUCUUGUCUGACAUGCUGAGCAGGUUGAGUGGUACUCUGGUCAGCUUCCAUGCCUCCAUCCUGAGCAGCCUGCUACCCCUGUUGACCAGCUCUAGGUUGGCGGUCAGGAAGCGGGCCAUCAUCGCCCUGAGCCACCUUGUAUCCAGCUGCAGCAGCGCCCUCUUCACACAGCUGGCGGAGCACCUGCUUGCCGAACUGUCCAGCGGUCAGGUCACCUCGGCCACCCGCACCUACAUCCAGUGCCUCGCCACCAUCAGCAGACAGGGUGGCCACAGAGUAGGGGAGCACCUAGAGAAGAUAAUCCCGCUGGUGGUGAAGUAUUGCAGCGUGGAGGACGAUGAGCUUCGGGAGUACUGCUUUCAGGCCUUUGAGGCUUUUGUGCGCAGGUGUCCUAAGGAAAUGUCCUGUCACAUUUCCACAAUUGUCAAACUUUGUCUGAAGUACAUCACUUACGACCCAAACUACAACUAUGAUGCUGACGAAGAAGAUGAGGAUGACUCUAUGGACACUGACAAUGAAGAGCAAGAGUCCGAUGACGAGUACAGCGACGACGACGACAUGAGCUGGAAGGUGCGGCGCUCCUCAGCCAAGUGCCUGGAGGCCGUGAUCAGCACGAGGAGGGACCUGCUUCUCGAGCUCUACGGGUCUGUGGCCCCAGCCCUGGUGGCCCGCUUUAGAGAGCGCGAGGAGAACGUAAGAACCGACAUCUUCCUGGCCUUCAUCGCCCUGCUCCGGCAGACCCGCGCACCACCUGGUCACCUGGCACCUACAGAAUACGGAGCUAAGGAGGAUCCUGCGCUCUCCCAGCUGAAGAAACAGGUUCCCUCCAUUGUGAAGGCUUUGCACAAACAGUUGAAGGAGAAGAGCAUCAAGUCUAGGCAGGGCUGCUUCAGCCUUCUCACGGAGUUGGCCAGCGUAGCCCCUGGAGCUCUCGCCGAUCACAUACCGGCUCUUAUCCCCGGAAUUGUGUAUUCCCUCACCGAUAAGUCUAGUUCCUCCAACAUGAAGAUUGAUGCACUCUCAUUCCUCUACGUGUUACUCUGCAAUCAUCCUCCAGAGGUCUUCCAUCCCCAUAUUAAGAUCUUCCUACCUCCUGUGGUGCGUUGCACUGAAGACCCCUUCUACAAAAUCACAUCAGAGGCUCUGCUGGUCACCCAGCAGAUAGUGAAGAUUGUGAGGCCCCUAGAGAAGCCAACGUCUAUGACUUUUGAUGUCCGGCCAUACGUGAAGGAUCUGUUCUCUGCCACCCUUCAAAGGCUGAAGGCGGCAGAUAUUGACCAGGAGGUAAAAGAGAGAGCGAUCUCUUGUAUGGGCUACAUCAUAUGCCACCUGGGAGACCAACUUGGUGCUGAUCUGCAGCCAACUCUCCAGAUCUUCUUGGACAGGCUGAAGAAUGAGAUUACGAGAUUCUCUGCUGUGAAGGCACUGACUUUAAUAACGGCGUCCCCCCUCAAGAUUGACCUGCGACCUGUUUUGCCAGAAGGUAUUCAGAUUCUCGGCUCCUUCUUGAGGAAGAACCAGCGAGCCCUCAAGUUGAGCACAUUGUCAGCGCUGACUGUUCUGGUGACUAACUAUAGCGACAGCCUUAAGCCCUCAAUGAUGGAGUCUGUUGUGAAUGAGCUUCCAGCUCUGAUUAGUGAAAGCGAUGUUCACGUGUCCCAAAUGGCCAUUGCGCUACUCACCUGCAUGACUAAAGUUUGUCCUUCCUCUCUGACCAAAAUUGGUGGUACUGUCCUGCCAGAAGUGCUCCACUUGGUCCAUUCUCCUUUACUACAGGGCGGAGCUCUGGGAGCCAUUGUUGAGCUCCUCCAAGCACUCGUGGUAAAUAAAGCCAGCAACAUUAGCUACAAUGAACUCGUUAAAUCUCUCACAGGGCCUUUCUUUGGCUCCCAGAAGUCCGCAGAACCAGUUCACAGGCAAUCGUAUUACUCUGUGGCAAAAUGCGUGGCUGCACUAUCUACUGCCUGCCCCAACGAAGCAUCAGCUACGAUUUCAAACUUCAUCCAGGAAGUCAAGGCGACCAGGACAUCGGAGUCGGCAAGAAUCCUGUCAUUCCUGUGUCUUGGGGAGAUGGGUCGAUCCAUGAAUUUGGGAGGACAGAAGGAGCUCAAAACAGUUAUACUGGAGGCCUUUUCCUCCUCAAACGAUGAGGUCAAGUCAGCUGCUUCUUGUGCCCUCGGAAACAUCUGUGUGGGGAACUUGAAGGAGUACCUCCCUUUCAUGCUGAAGGAGAUCGGCAGCCAGCCAAAAAGGCAGUACCUGUUACUGCACUCCCUGAAAGAAGUGAUCAGCGCCUCCACGGCCGAGAAGCUGAAGCCCCACGUAGAGGAGAUCUGGGCUUUGCUCUUCAAACAUUGCGAGUGUGCAGAGGAGGGGACGCGCAAUGUCGUAGCAGAGUGCCUGGGAAAGCUCACACUGGUUAACCCCGCUCAGCUCUUGCCCCAGCUCAAGAAACAGCUGUCCUCAGGUUCUCCCCAUGCACGCAGUACUGUGGUUACAGCCAUCAAGUUCACCAUUGUUGAUCAGCCUAUGCCCAUAGAUGAACUGCUCAAAGACUGCAUCGGCGAUUUCCUGAAAACACUGCAGGACCCAGACUUGAAUGUACGGCGCGUCGCCCUGGUGAUGUUCAACUCAGCUGCCCACAAUAAGCCUGCAUUGAUUCGUCGCUUGCUGGGCACUGUUCUGCCUGCCCUCUACAAGGAGACCCAGAUAAGAAAAGAGCUUAUCCGUGAGGUGGAGAUGGGCCCCUUUAAGCACACGGUCGACGACGGACUGGAUAUAAGGAAAGCAGCAUUUGAGUGCAUGUACACUCUGCUAGACAGCUGCUUGGAUGGCCUGGACAUCUUUGACUUCCUGAAUCAUGUGGAAGAAGGUCUAAAGGACCACUAUGACAUACGGAUGCUGACCUUCAUCAUGCUGGCCAGACUUUGUGCUUUGAGUCCAGCUGCCGUGACUCAGAGGUUGGACCGACUAGUUGAGCCACUUCGGGCGACUUGCACUACCAAAGUGAAAGCUGGCUCUGUGAAGCAGGAGUUCGAGAAACAAGAAGAGCUGCGUCGCUCGGCAAUGAGAGCAGUGGCAGCACUCCUAUCCAUCAAAGAAAUUCAGCAGAGCCCUGUCAUGGUUGACUUUGCCAGUCUGAUCCACUCCAACACUGAGAUGGCCACCAUCUUCGAGAGCAUCCAGAAGGACACCUCCUCAACCGCCUGUGCCACAGAGACCAUGGACACCAGCUAGAAUGAAAGUUCUUCUAGAACUCCGUAAACAUCUAAAUCGCAAGUACACCUGAAAUUAUUCCACAGAUUAGCCAUAUUAAAUGCAUUCAGAUUUCUUUAAACAUUAGCAUUUCAUUUUCAGAUCUAUGUCUUUAGUGGAAUUUGA
Scleropages formosus (Asian bonytongue) is the source of this 3994-nucleotide messenger RNA. RefSeq names its product cullin-associated and neddylation-dissociated 2 (putative) (gene cand2). NCBI's taxonomy places the organism in Eukaryota, Metazoa, Chordata, Actinopteri, Osteoglossiformes, Osteoglossidae. The transcript has 15 exons. The record is from RefSeq and is a predicted model, not a curated record. Gene Ontology annotation, biological process: SCF complex assembly. Bases 146 to 3850 code for a protein of 1234 amino acids.